Molecule: messenger RNA, 760 nt
Organism: Impatiens glandulifera
Lineage: Eukaryota; Viridiplantae; Streptophyta; Magnoliopsida; Ericales; Balsaminaceae
Product: methyl-CpG-binding domain-containing protein 5-like
Exons: 3
Coding region: 16-657 (213 amino acids)
Molecular function (GO): DNA binding
Source: RefSeq, a predicted model, not a curated record
CAAUCCAGAAUCCCCAUGUCGGAUCCAACCCUUCCUUCGAACUCUCCGAACCGACCUAUGUCCGACAGUCCAGAUUCCGACGGCGGCGACCCUAUUCAGGAGGACCCUCUUCUCAAAUCUGGCAGUUUCAUUGAGCCAACUUUCAAAGAUGACCACCCAGCGCGAAACGGCGAUGUGCAUGAAGCUGAACCAUCCUCCGCACAAUCGAAGCGCCCUUUCAAACCUGUCUCUGCGCCGGAGAGGCCGGAUUGGCUGCCGGAAGGAUGGGGAUUUGAUUUCAGAAUCCGAAACUCCGGUGUCUCUGCAGGGACGUAUGAUAGGUACUACAUCGACCCUGCUUCAAACCGUCGAUUAAGGUCGAAAAAAGAAGUGCAGCAUUACCUUGAGACGGGUAUGCUAAAACGACCGGCGGACACUGCAGAAAAUACCCCUUUGAGCAGCAGUACUAAAAGCCAAAAGGGGGAGACAUCAGCGUCAUCAAAUACAGAAAGUUCCGAUGGAUGGAGCUUUGAUCAGGUAAAUGUGCCUGAUGAGAUUAGAUGGUCACUAACCGAUGCAACCAAUGACAAGUGGUGUGCGAUUAGUGGCAACGAAAUUGUACCGGAAUCAACAACCCUUGUUUGGCAAGCUUAUUAUUUCCUUGCCGCUAACCAAUAGAGGUGAGUUAAUGGUGAAUUCUAUGGCUUUACUCCAUUGAACCACCAUCAUAUUAGACUUUCUCUCAUGCUCUUUUUUAGUUUCAUAGCUCUCUUUGUUCAAU